Messenger RNA from Drosophila elegans, 2406 nucleotides. It is a transcript of the gene hfw, whose product is annotated as protein halfway. Gene Ontology annotation, molecular function: voltage-gated potassium channel activity; transmembrane transporter binding; potassium channel activator activity. The coding region runs from base 319 to 2097 and encodes 592 amino acids. NCBI's taxonomy places the organism in Eukaryota, Metazoa, Arthropoda, Insecta, Diptera, Drosophilidae. Gene Ontology annotation, cellular component: voltage-gated potassium channel complex. The transcript is spliced from 4 exons. The record is from RefSeq and is a predicted model, not a curated record.
GUCCUCUGCUACGCUUAACAGCUCCCAUUUUUUUUUUUUGUUACACACUUUAAGAGAUCAAGUACAAUUUGUACACAUUAUAUUUGUAUUUCUAAUAAUUUACACAUCGGAUUGGUGGGAGAUCACUUGGCAGAGCAUCCAGGCUGAUGAAACCGCCGAGAAACAGUUUCUCUGUGGUGAAAGUGGGAUGGGGAUCAUUUAAAUUGUGGACGCGGAGUGUGAUUCCUUUGAUGUCCAGUUGCUCCCUUCUCAACUUUUCAAGAAGUAAACGAUCCUGUCGCGUUGCUCCAAGCUCAGCGGAAUUAAAUUCGGGAGGCGAUGUUCGCGUACACCUACGGCUUGUGGCUUCCUCUGCUGCUCCUUUUUGCAGGAGCAUGCGCGCGCCCAAAAGAAGCACAGGACGAGCAGUCCUCCCCGCAUCUCCCGCUUGAGGAAAGUGAACAAGGGACAUCCACACCCGCUAAUGUGACCAUGGCCGAAAUAACCACGACGGCAUCGAGUCCGGUCGAAGCAGUGGCGAAAACUACGUCCAAUUCAAGAGCCGUGACAGAAACCAAUCAGAUGCCAGCCGUCGCAACAACAGCCGACUCGACGCCUUCCUCCACCUCGACUACAACGGCCGCCCCCCCUUCGCCGGCUGCACCUGAACAGCCGGAUUACCUGAAGAACUGCUUCCAUGCCGAGGAGCAGGUAUGUGGCCACGGCUUCGAUGGACGGCCCGAGGCGCUCGAGGGCCAGCCCGCCAGCCCAAAAACGAUGCAGUCGGACUCGCAAUCCCAGAAUGGUGGGACGCAGGGUAACCAUUGUCAGUGCAGGGAGCACCCAGCCAGGCCCAACUCGUGGUACUGCUGCAACAUAUCUCAAAUAACGAUGAUCUCGACCUGCAGCAACAUAUCCAAGUGGACCAACCUGCACGUGCGCAACAUGACUGUUAAGGACAUGGACCUGUCUAAUCCCAUUUUUCGGUCGCUGCAGUCUCUCGCCGUGACGGAUGGAAACAUCACGCGCCUAGUGAACGCCUUUCCGCGACUCUCGGCCCUCAAGUGCCUGAACAUAUCGAACAACAACAUCUCGGAGAUCCAUUCGCGGGCGGUCAAGGACGUGCCGCAUUUGGAGUUCUUUGGCAUGUCGCACAACAAUUUGUCACUGGUGCCGCACCGGAAUCAGAACAAGAACAUUACGUUGGACAUCAGUGGCAACAUGCGUAUGUUGUGUACCCCACUUAACGAAAUCAUUUACAACGAGUCCAUCAACUUUCUAAACCCCGAGCACUCCUACUGCCAGUACAACGCCACCCGUACAUGGUUCCAGUCCACAGACAAGGUAUCUGUGGAGCAACUGGAGAACAGAAAGCGGUGUCUGACCAAUUGCCCGGUGAUCCCGAACUACGGCAACUGCAAGUGCACCCUGGAGAACAUAAUGAUCAUACAGGACAACCAGUCAAAGCCCCAGUGCCAUGUCGACUGCUCCAACCUUGGUCUGGUGGAACUGCCGCAAAGGCUGCCAGACAACACCUUCAUGCUUAACAUCACGAAUAACAAAAUAACCAGGUUGGGCGACUACUUCCAGACGAAUCCAACCUACCACAACAUCAACCGUCUCGUUGCCGACAACAACCAAAUAUCCUCCAUUUACGAGUUCGAGGGCACCAAGUUUAUCGAAACCUUCCAACGCAUCUACAUGCGGAACAAUUCGCUUAGCAAGAUUCCUGAGUAUUUUCUAAACAAUGCCUUAAUGGACUCUGGUCUGGGACGUCGCAUCUAUCUGGCGGGCAACAAGCUCCAAUGCGACUGCAAUUCGGCCAAGACGCUGCAAAACUGGCUAAAGGAGCGCAGCUCGGACAUUCCCGACUACAUGGACAUACGCUGUCGCAACAUACCUCUGAGUGUUAUUGAGCUGCAAGAGACUAAACUGUGCCAAUCGCCUCCCGACUGGACCGACUACAUCUACUAUUUAAUAGCUGCCGAGAUCAUACUGCUGCUAGCCCUAAUUGCCAAGGUGUCCUACGACUAUUGGGUUUUCAAGACGGCCGGCUAUCUCCCAUGGCCAGCUAGCAAAAUGCCCAAGUUGCCCUGUGACUGGCUGUGCGAAUCAUAGAGUAGAGAAUCGACGAGACGAGGACAUAUUGAGAAAAAGGGCAAAGUGGUCAGUUAGUUUUAUAUUGGCCACUUGGACAACUUCGACCGUGACACAAACACAAACAUAUGACAGGACGUAUUUCGAUACGUGUACUACAUCUAUAUCCGACUGCAGAACUUUGUGCCUUUUACAUGUAAAUGUGAACGAUUGUUGUCGUUUUUAGUCUACUAGCUUUAAGAACUGUUUGCAUAUACUUGUACUUGUCGUAAUGUAGUUGCUGCAUCUGAAAAUAUAAACAGAGUAACGCUGUUCAGAGCAAACAAAGCA